AUCACUUCGAAUAUAAAUGGUUUGAAACCAUUGUUGAAAAGAGACGAUGCGAAAAAGAAGAAAAAAGAUGGGGACCAAUAUUUUGACGGUAAAAACUAUCGAGAUGCUUUGAAAAUGUAUGAUGAGGCAAUUUCCUUAUGGCCGGAAAAUGUUUCCUUUUAUGAGAGCCGAAUCGCAUGCCUGAUGAUGAUAGGCGACUACAAGAAAGCUCUCGGAGCAUGUCGAUCCAUAUUGCUGUUCUCAAAAGGAUAUGGGUACAUGGUGAAAUGUUACGUGAUCCUUGGUGACACCUUUGCUGCCCAAGACAUCAAUCGGAAAUGGAAAGAAAUUGAAUCUGAAAAUGACAUCAUAAUUGAAUGCAAGAAACAGUGCAACGAAUUGAUCGCAUUGGAAAAAAAUGCUACGAAAUAUUAUAACAAGAGCAAUUUUCAAAAAUCACUCGAGUAUGUUGAUGAAGCCUCGAAAAUUGCCCAUUCCUCAAUCAAAUGGAAAUUACUGCGCGGCGAAUGUCUAGCAUUGCUGGGACGCUUCGAGGAAGCAAAUAAUUUAGCCGUAGCAUGUAUGCAAGCUGAUCCAUCUAGUGCUGAUGCGGUUUAUAUACGUGCAUUGUGUUUAUAUGAAAAAGACUGGGAACUGGGGCUCAAAUACUUUGAAAAUGUACUAAUUUUAGAUCCUGACCAUAAGAAAACGAUAAAAAGGAUCCUAACUUUGAGAAAGUUCAAACAAAAAGAUAAAAUCGGGAAGAAAUUGCUAGAGGAAGGCAAAUACCGAGAAGCAAGUGAAAAUUUCUCACAAGCUCUUGAAAUCGGUCCAGUUAAUUCGACAAUUAUUCAGAAUUUGUUGUAUAAUCGUGCUCUUGCAAACUCAAAGGCUGGAUUCGUUCGCAAUGCGAUCAACGAUUGUACCAGAGUUGUGAAAAAUAGCGUCCUCUAUACUAAAGUCUUGAGGCUGCGGGCAAAAUGUCAUUUCACUAUGGGGAAUUUCCAAAAGUGUAUUCAAGACUUUGAAGAAUUGUUAAGAAUCAAAAGAUCUGCUGAUGUGGAAACCAUGCUCAAAGAGGCGAAAAAUGCACUGCGACGAUCACAAUCGGACAACUACUAUGAUAUAUUAGAUGUCCCGAAAAAUGCCACUCAAGGAGAAAUAAGAAGAGCAUAUUUAAAACUCGCCCAAAUUCACCACCCUGAUAAACAUUCAGACGCUUCAAAUGAUGAUAAGGUCGAACAACAAGAAGUGUUCAAGAAAAUAAAUGCUGCUCACGAGGUAUUUUCCGGCGAGAAAUCCAAACAAUUGCCAUAAAAUGGUCGGUAUUGCGUCAUAAUGUGGAAAAUGUACUAAAAGUGAGGAAUCCCGUGUGCAAAUAAAAUGUCUAACAGUCACUCAGUUGUAUGUAACUGUAUGCAGUGAUAAACAACUAAAACUGGCUAAGUUGAUUGAAAUCAUGCGUUUUGUAUGGAGACAAUCACGUUUAGUUAUUCUUUCAGUCAGUCGACUAAUUUGGGACAUUUUGACUAAGAGUGAUUUGUGAUUAAAGUUAACUGCAGUUGCUUAUUUUGUUCGAGACAAUCACUUUUAUCAGUCAAAAUUUUUCAAACGGGAUUUAUUCAAUUUUUCCAUAAAUAUGGAUUUUCAGUCGCCGACUGGCACAGGUAAACGACCUUGAAAAUUGCAAAUUUUAGUAUUCUAAUUUUUCUUUUUGGGUCAAGCCACGCAUGAGAAAAUCGAAACUUGCCCCAAAAAGCCUACCCUACCUUGAGAUUUGCACAUGUUUUUGAACGGAAAGAUUCUCAAAACACAUAGAGAAAUAUCAAAUUGACUUAAUUACGGUUUAUGGCUAUGUCCGACAACAUCCAAUUACAUUCAAAUAAUCUGGAUUCAGAAAAGGAUCGAUUUCAUGUAUGAAAUAGUCGAUCUACGAAUGUCAGUGUGGAAGUGCCGCAUUAACUCGCUUAGGAUGGCAUUGGGCCAAAUUCACUAUAAUUCAAUCUAUGAUUUUUUUACAAUUAUUUCGUAUGAACUAAUUGUUUUUCAUAAGGUGAUUGGUUUUGGGUAAAUUCGUAUUAUUUCAAUACUCCAAUGAAACAGUAUUGAGAACGGCUUUCAACCAUUUUGUAAAUCGAUGAGAAUCGAUUUGAAACCACACUCUAAAUGACUAGGCAAGCGAACGAGUUAAAUCAUUUCUUUAUUUUAAAGAAAAGAUUUUGAGGCGACUGCGGAUUCGAACCACAGGUCUUUGGAUUGCCGGUCCACUGCUCUAACCGCUAAGCUAUCGCCACCCGUUCUUUUGCCACGUCAUUUUUUGAGUUGAACAGAGCGCUAGCAACUGUUUUAGUUUUUGGUGAAUGGUGUGACUUUUUUCGUCACUGGUUUCAUUCGGGGUUUCGAAUCCGCAGUCGCCUCAAAAUCUUUUCUUUAAAAUAAAGAAAUGAUUUAACUCGUUCGCUUGCCUAGUCAUUUAGAGUGUUGUUUCAAAUCGAUUCUCAUCGAUUUACAAAAUGGUUGAAAGCCUUUCUCAAUACUGUUUCAUUGGAGUAUUGAAAUAAUAUUAAUUCAAUCUAGUUUAAUUGCGCUUAUCAUUGAAUUAUUGAAAACAAUUGAUUGAAUGGUCGGGUAGGCCACUAAUGGCGGAAUGAAACAGGGAUUUUUAACUUGGUAAAUAAGCACACAAUUUCAAAUUAAAGCGAUUAUUAAUCAAUUAUGCCCACAAUUUGAUUGAAAAUCAAGGUUAAAGUGUUUAAUUGAAACACUAUUAGGCAAAUUGUGUUUGAACAAUUCAAAUUAUAUUUUAUUUUUUAUUUUAUUUAACACCGCCAAGCUCUGGCUGAAUAUAAUGUGGGUUUUGAUUGGGGUUUGGCAGGAAAAGAGUGCAAGACUGUUACAUAUUUAAAAUAAUAAACAAUUUGUGGCAAUAGGUUUCGAUAACUAUCAGUUCUCGCCUCGUUAAAAACCUGGCUCUUUUCGUAAAUUAUGCGGUAAUCACAAUAGUAGGAACAUGGAAACGAAAACAGUCAUGCAACCAAGAUGGAAAUGCCUGAUAUUAGUCUAUGGCAAACGGUCCAAGAUAACCUUUGGUAAACGUUUCCAAGGGACAAAGGCUAUGUGAAGCGUUUAAUUACGCGUUAAUUUGAGACUCUAGGACAGCAAAAGUCGUCGCUCAAUUUAUACCGGUAGAUAAAUUGACGAGAAGUUUUACGUCUGUAAAGGCAGAUCCAUGUUGAUUGCAGAGUGCAUUGAGUUGACAUGGACUAUGAUUUGAAACGUAACUAGAGCAUUUGAUGCUAUUUGAUAAAUAAUUCACAUUUGAUUUCAAUGAUAAGAAUAUUAAGUCGCCAACUCGUGGAUGGCUUUAACAAAGAACAAAAUGAAUUUACAAUAAAUAAGUGUAAACAUCACAGAAAGGUAUCAUUAUUUCAAUACAUAUGAAAGGAAUGUACGGAAAAUAAUUCGUCAGAAUUUUAGUAUUGAUUUUUGCUGCGUGAUUUGUGUGAGCUCAGUUGAAUACCGCGCGGGUGGAAUAUGAACGAAC
Messenger RNA from Sitodiplosis mosellana (orange wheat blossom midge), 3523 nucleotides. RefSeq names its product dnaJ homolog subfamily C member 7-like. The record is from RefSeq and is a predicted model, not a curated record. Gene Ontology annotation, molecular function: protein binding. The transcript is spliced from 5 exons. Lineage: Eukaryota; Metazoa; Arthropoda; Insecta; Diptera; Cecidomyiidae. Bases 115 to 1296 code for a protein of 393 amino acids.